This is a messenger RNA of Lampris incognitus (smalleye Pacific opah), 1066 nucleotides long. It is a transcript of the gene grapb, whose product is annotated as GRB2 related adaptor protein b. NCBI's taxonomy places the organism in Eukaryota, Metazoa, Chordata, Actinopteri, Lampriformes, Lampridae. Gene Ontology annotation, molecular function: protein binding. The record is from RefSeq and is a predicted model, not a curated record. The coding region runs from base 1 to 789 and encodes 262 amino acids. The transcript has 5 exons.
AUGGAAGCAGUGGCACUUUUCUCCUUCACGGGAUCAGGGGCAAAUGAAAUGAGUUUUCAGAAAGGGGAUGUGAUCAAGGUGAUGGACAUGGAGGAUGAUCCUAACUGGUACACAGCGGAGAUUGAGGGGAGGCGCGGCUAUGUGCCAGAGAACUAUAUUUCCCUCCUCCCUCACCCGUGGUUUGCAGGGCGGGUGUCAAGGCAGGAUGCUGAGCAUCGUCUGCGCUGGCAGCCGAGCGGAGCGUUUCUGGUCAGGGAGAGCGAGAGUGCUCCAGGGGACUUCUCUGUCUCCGUCAGCUAUGGUGACGUGGUGGAACACUUUCGAGUUCUGGAGACGGUGGGCCGGUACUGCGUAUGGGACGAGUCCUUCUGUUCUCUCAACCGACUGGUGGAUUUCUACAGGGCUCACAGCAUCGCCGUGGAGAGGGAAGUGUACCUGAGAGACCUGCCGUCCGAUGUGUCUCCACGCCUGUCUGGCCACGGCCGCAACCCCUAUCCCAACCCUUAUAAAGGCAGCCCUCAGCAUUCUCUCUGCGUCUCCUGCCUCGUCCCGCAGCCCUCUCAGCAGGAGAGGGAACCAUCCCCGCGUCUGUUGGAACCCGUUUUGGCGCGGCCUCGUCUGGCACAUGCCCUUUGUGACUACACCCCCCCUCUUGCUGCCCAUCUGCACUUCCUGCGCGGUGAUGUUAUUGACCUGCUGGAUUGCUCUGGUUCACUAACCUGGAGGGGGCGAUGCCGUGGCAGAGUUGGAAUCUUCUCACCAGACUACGUCCAACCACUUUACCACUGACAGACCUUCACAGUCUCUCUCUCUCUCUCUCGUAUCAUAUCAGUCCCAUGGCUGUACUGCACAGCUGGAGUUGCUUCGGUGACUACCCCUCCCUCAAGCCAGGGUGCACCCUUUCCACCACUGAUAUGCACUGACUAAGUGAGAGAGAAGUGUUCUCUCACAGCCACAUUGUUGCCGAUUCUGGUGUUCUCAGUACCUGUUUAAUUCUCCCCUCCAGCGAUCUGUGCUGCUGUGAAUCCUCCUUCGUCCCUCUACUGUCCAGUAUGGCAAUAAAUAA